Pygocentrus nattereri (red-bellied piranha) is the source of this 1168-nucleotide messenger RNA. It is a transcript of the gene fank1, whose product is annotated as fibronectin type III and ankyrin repeat domains 1. The record is from RefSeq and is a predicted model, not a curated record. Gene Ontology annotation, molecular function: protein binding. Gene Ontology annotation, biological process: regulation of apoptotic process. The transcript has 11 exons. The coding region runs from base 69 to 1148 and encodes 359 amino acids. Gene Ontology annotation, cellular component: nucleus. NCBI's taxonomy places the organism in Eukaryota, Metazoa, Chordata, Actinopteri, Characiformes, Serrasalmidae.
CAGGGCUCAGCAUCCGGAGUGAAGAGAAAGCGAAGGACUCAGAAGGCUCAGUGUCCUCCACCUCAGCGAUGGAGCAUCCAGCAGGUGAGAGUGAACUCUGCGAGACACUUGUCGUUGGACAGGUGAGCCACCACAGCAUCGAGCUGAGCUGGAAUGGUGAGGAGAAAGAGAGGCGGCUGGGUCCUCCUGAUAACUGGACCUGUUUCAGAUUAGAGAAGGAGGAUCCCAGAAAGUGCAGCUUCCAUGAGAUAUACGUAGGAUUUAAUACUCAGUUCACAGCAGAGGAUCUGGAACCCAACACUGCGUACAAGUUCAGACUGAAGAGCCUCGCUCCAUCUGGAGGACAUCUGUACAGCCCUGUACUGACAGUGUCUACUGCACGAGAGCCGAUUACCGGGAAUGAUCUUCAUCAGACAGUGAAGAUGAAUGAUAAAGAGCAGCUUAUUAAAGUGCUGCAGUCUGGGACAGUCAUUGUAGAUGUGCCUGAUAGACUGGGCUUUACUCCGCUGAUGGUGGCAGCCAGGAGGGGCUACUUAAGUCUGGUUCAGGUGCUGAUGCAGUAUGGAGCAGAUGUCAACAUGAAGAGCUCUAGUGGAAAAGAUAGUCUGAUGCUGGCGUGUUUCUCGGGGCAUUUGGAGGUGGUGCGGUACCUGCUUGAGUGUGGAGCUUCUUGGACGUCCACAGACCGCGGGGGAUGCUGUGCUCUUCAUUGGGCAGCAGACGGAGGGCACCUGCCUGUCCUAGAGUACCUCCUGCAGGAUGGCUGUGAAGUGGAUGUGAGAGACAGCCUUUCCUUAUGGACGCCCCUCCUCAGAGUUUCUGCUGUUGGCGGAAACACGGCCGUGGCUGCUCUGCUCAUCAGUGCAGGGGCUGACAUUAACAAACAAGACAAAGACGGGAAAACACCCCUCAUGGUGGCAGUGCUAAAUAACCAUGAGGAGCUGGUUAAACUGCUUUUAGAAAACGGAGCAGAUCAGCACAUAAAAAAUGAGUUUGGUGCUGGUGCUCUAGAGAUGGCUAAAGCUUUUCAGAGAAAGAAUAUCAUCCCUUUGUUAGUGAAGGAGAGGCCAGUGGGCAGCACUGAAAAGAACAGUCCUGCUCCUCCAACAGCAAAAACCCACUCAGUCCAUCACAGAUCAGUUUCAUAGACAACUUUAAUAAGCACUGG